Laccaria bicolor S238N-H82 is the source of this 483-nucleotide messenger RNA. RefSeq lists its product as uncharacterized. The transcript has a single exon. The record is from RefSeq and is a predicted model, not a curated record. The coding region runs from base 1 to 483 and encodes 160 amino acids. Lineage: Eukaryota; Fungi; Basidiomycota; Agaricomycetes; Agaricales; Hydnangiaceae.
AUGCUAAAUCAACCAAAUGAAAAUCUUGCCUGGAAUCCAGAAGUUCCCAGAAAUGUCCAACCUCAUGAUGAGGAAGCUCCUGAAGUAGAAAAUAAAAACUACUUCAGUCCAAAGCACUCUUAUUGUGUGGAAACAAUUUGUGCACCUUGUGGUGUUUUCAUUGCAUGGGUCAAGUUUGCAAAAGCUGAGUCACCAACAAACAUUCUAAAGUUUAUGGAAGAUACAUUUCCAGAUGAAAGUACAAGACCGGAUUAUAUAUGCAUUGAUAAGGCAUGUCUGGUUCUUAGAACAAGCAUUCAAAAUGGAAGCUGGGAUGAAUGGUGCAAGACUAGCCGACUUAUGGUUGAUGCAUAUCAUUACAUCAAUCAUCACACUACAGAUAUGAUCUGCCGAAAAUAUUGCAACCCUGCUUCUCUUGAUGGAUCAGCACCUAAUUUGGUUAUUGAAGCAGAGACAAAAGAUGGGGAAAAAUAUUUGAAAUGA